UAUCACAACCGCCAUAUGAACCCUCUCUACUGUUCUGUUUUUUCUGACACCCAGCCUCUCAAGUUCGGGCAAGGGACAAUUCUCCAUUUCUCCUCUCACAAUUCUUCAUAUGAGUUCAUCAAUUUCCUCCUAAACCUAACUUCCUCCUAACCCUAACCCUAGCCAGAAAACAAUGGAGGGAGAACGAAAGACACUCCGGUUCUACUGCAUCGGGACCGUUGAUACCAAGUACACGGAGCUACUCUUCCUCUCCGAUCGGGUCAAAUCCAAUCUCAUCGCCUUCACGAAAGGGUCUCCGUUCAAGGUAGAGGUUACCCUAAUUGAUGUUUCCAGUUCCACACGCAAAUUCAAAAUAAGACCUCCAGAGAAUGUAGAUUUUGUAACCAGAGAUAGUCUGCUUUACAGAUUUUCCAGUCCUGAAGGUAGACCAUCCUUGACUCUUCCAAAUGAUAGAGGUGAAGCAAUAGCUAUCGUAAGGAAGGCACUUGAAAGUUACCUGAAGACAGCCCAUGAGGAAGGCAUCCUUAUGGGCGCGAUAGGACUUGGUGGCAGCGGUGGAACUUCUUUGAUCGCACCAGCAUUGAGAUCUCUUCCUCUUGGAGUUCCUAAGCUCAUCGUGUCCACUGUUGCCAGUGGUCAAACCGAACCAUAUGUUGGAACAUCUGAUUUAACUUUAAUUCCAUCUAUUGUUGACAUCUGCGGGAUCAAUAAUGUUAGUAGAGUUAUAUUAUCAAAUGCUGCAGCAGCUGCUGCUGGAAUGGCUGUUGGAAGGUUGCUGGAAUCUGAUAUUUCCAGUGAAGAAAUUACUCAAAAACCAACAGUUGGCAUAACCAUGUUUGGUGUGACCACUCCUUGUGUUACUGCUGUUAAAGAAAGAUUGACUAAUGAAGGCUACGAGACACUUAUAUUUCAUGCCACUGGCAUCGGUGGUAAAGCUAUGGAAGAGCUUGUUAGAGAUGGCUUUAUUCAGGGUGUCCUGGAUAUCACAACAACAGAAGUUGCAGAUUAUAUAGUUGGUGGUGUCAUGGCUUGUGAUAGUUCGCGCUUUGACGCAAUAAUAGAGAAACAGGUUCCUCUUGUUCUUAGUGUUGGAGCUUUGGACAUGGUGAACUUUGGAGCUAGAUCCACAGUGCCUAAUGAAUUUGAUCAAAGAAAGAUUCAUAGCCAUAAUGAACAGGUUUCACUUGUGCGAACUACAGUAGAUGAAAACAGGAAAUUUGCCAAGUUUAUAGCUGAGAAAUUGAAUCAGUGCACCUCCAAAGUUUGUGUUUGCCUUCCAGAGAAAGGUGUCUCUGCUCUAGAUGCACUAGGGAAUCAUUUUUAUGACCCUGAAGCAACUUAUGCUCUUUUAAAUGAUUUAGAUAGACUUAUCGACAAAAACAAAAAUCGACAGGUGAAAAUACUUCCAUACCAUAUCAAUGACCCCAAAUUUGCAGAUGCCUUGGUUGACUCGUUCUUGGAGAUGGAUGUCAAGUUUUCCCCCAGCGCAGCUUCUCAACAAGGAGAGGUUUCAGAACUAACUCAUAAGAAAAAUAAAAAAAUGAAAGAAAAUAAGGAUGAAAGCAGUCUAGCAGAGGUUGAUCUAAACAACUUGACUCUUUUACAAAACCCGGUUGAGUUUCCUGAUGCAAGACCAGAAACUUUGAGGAAGACCCAUGCUAUAUUAGAACAACUGAAACAACAGAUAAAUCAAAGUGUGCCCAUUAUUGGCGCCGGAGCUGGAACGGGCAUAUCUGCAAAAUUUGAAGAAGCUGGAGGUGUGGAUCUGAUAGUGGUAUACAACUCCGGGCGAUUCCGCAUGGCCGGAAGAGGUUCUUUGGCAGGGCUAUUACCUUUCGCCGAUGCAAAUGCUGUUGUACUUGUACUCGACAUGGCUAAUGAAGUGUUGCCUGUUGUAAAGAGAGUACCAGUUCUCGCUGGGGUGUGUGCCACCGAUCCGUUUCGUCGAAUGGACAAUUUCCUAAAGCAGCUAGAAGCGACUGGAUUCGCUGGGGUUCAGAAUUUUCCAACCGUUGGACUAUUCGAUGGCAACUUCCGCCAAAAUCUGGAAGAGACAGGGAUGGGCUAUGGAUUGGAGACUGAGAUGAUCAACAAAGCUCAUAGAAUAGGCCUCUUAACAACUCCAUAUGCUUUCAAUGAAGAUGAAGCCUCUCGGAUGGCUAAGGCUGGUGCGAAUAUUAUUGUGGCACACAUGGGCCUUACCACUGCUGGAUCAAUUGGUGCACAGACUGCUCUUACAUUGGAGGAAAGUGUACACCGCGUUCAAGCUAUUGCAGAUGCUGCAGUUGCUGUAAAUCCUGAUAUUAUCACCCUUUGCCAUGGAGGCCCUAUAUCUGGUCCACGGGAAGCAGAAUAUAUACUAAAGAGCACGAAGGGAGUCCAUGGAUUUUAUGGGGCAUCUAGCAUGGAGAGACUGCCCGUAGAACAUGCCAUCACAGAGACGGUGAAAGAGUACAAAUCCAUCUCCAUAAAGAGGGACUGAUCCACAUUCACCUGAACCGGGCCAUUCCUUCUUCUCCUUUCACUGCCCGUUAAAAUUUACCCAUUUGUUGGUGAAGCUGGAAUUAUGCAAAUAAUGAUUUCCAACUAUUUUGUUUUAUCUUUAAUUCUAAAUGAAUUUUUGUA
Molecule: messenger RNA, 2625 nt
Organism: Phalaenopsis equestris
Lineage: Eukaryota; Viridiplantae; Streptophyta; Magnoliopsida; Asparagales; Orchidaceae
Product: UPF0261 protein RA0729-like
Exons: 9
Coding region: 173-2482 (769 amino acids)
Molecular function (GO): catalytic activity
Source: RefSeq, a predicted model, not a curated record